Messenger RNA from Ichthyophthirius multifiliis, 10689 nucleotides. RefSeq lists its product as hypothetical. Gene Ontology annotation, molecular function: ATP hydrolysis activity; minus-end-directed microtubule motor activity; dynein intermediate chain binding. Gene Ontology annotation, biological process: microtubule-based movement. Lineage: Eukaryota; Ciliophora; Oligohymenophorea; Hymenostomatida. Gene Ontology annotation, cellular component: dynein complex. The record is from RefSeq and is a predicted model, not a curated record. The transcript is spliced from 15 exons.
AUGGCUGAUGAAUUUUGUUAUUUAAAUAAAUGUUCCAAUCCUUAUGAUUUCAAAAUCGUAGAAUUCGAUAAAAGAAAUACUCAUGAAUAUAUGACUAUUUCAGCUCGAGGAGUAACUCAUUUUGUAAAUGAUGAAGCUGUUUUUAAAACGAUAUAAGAAUGGGAAAGAGAAUCUUAAAUGUUUUAUAAGUUAUUAGAAAUAGAAUUUUUUAAACAAUAUAAGAAAUGGAAGAACUUUUCUUUAUGGAAGAAAUUAAUGAGGAGAAAUAUGAUGAGGGAAUGCUCAUAUGUUCUAAGUUAACAAUUGUUUAUUGUUGAUAGAAAUUUAUAGCCUGCUCUUUUGGAAAUUAGAAAUUUAUGUUUGGAAAGCUAAGAAUUUUCAUAUGUAGAUUUAAGUAUGGGACCGCCUUAAAAAUAUGAAGAAUUUAAAAAAAGUUAAGAAAAUUUCAGAAUUUCUUCUACUGAUUUUAAACUUGAGAAACUCGAGAAUAAUAUUAAAGAUAUUAUUCUUAAUAAUUGUUCCAAAAGUCUUGAAGUCUUUAAAGAAGAAAAUAGAAUUCCUUCCAUGGAAACUAAAUAAGAUGAAUCAAAAUUUAAAUAAAAAACACCUUUGUUAGUUGGAGAUGAAACUGGUAAGGAGAUGCCUUUUACUUAAGAAGCUACAAUAAGAACAUAUUAUAAAAGAUUAAAUAAAUUUGUUAGGUUAGUCGAUUACAUUGCUGUAGAUUCGAAAAUUAAAAUGAUUAAUAAUUCUACUCAUGCUGUUAUUAAACAUGUAAACGAAUUAAACGAUAAUUGUUAAGAAGGUUACUAAAAUUUAUCUAGUAUGAUAAUUAUUGAUGCUUCACAUAUUGGACCUGAAUUAUAAUUUACACCAAAUCGAGAUGUAUUUAGAAGAAUAUUUGAAGAAAUAGUAAUUAACGAUAUUAGCAAUAAAAUUGAAGAAAUAACUUCAGAAAAUGCAGAUAUCUAAGAAUUAUUGUUACUUAUUGAUGAACAUAAAAUAAGACUACCAGAUGUAUAUAAGUAAAAAGUCAAAGAAGCAUAAUAACAAAUGUAAACUUUAAGACAAAAAGUUAGUGACGCUUAAGCUUCGUCUGAUUAAAACUCUAAAAAAUUUUAAAAACAACUUGAAUAAAUGGUUCCGGGAAUAUAAGAGGAAGUAAAAGAAUUAGAAUUAGUUUUAUAAAAAGUAGAUUAUGCAAAAUUAGAGGCUCCUAUAGAUUAAACAUGUGAAUAAAUAGAAUAAUUAUGGAUGGGAAGAAAAGAUUGGAAAAAUAGUAUUUAAAAAUGGGAAGAUAUUUAAUUUGGGGAAAUUAAUAUCGAAGAAAUAAGCUAAACAGUAGAAAAAUUAUCCAAAACAUCAAAUUAAUGUGCAAAAGAAUUAGAAACAAAUGAUGUAAGCAGAGUUUUUAAAUAAGAAAUUGAAGAUUUUAAAAUUUUUUUAUCCCUUUUAGGCUCUCUUAAAGAUCCGGCUUUGACAGAAGAACCUUGGGAAGAAAUAAGAUAAUUAAUAUUAGAAAAUGGCAAAUUACCUAAAGAAGAAGGAAUUCCUUUUUGUGAUUUAAAAGAUCCAAAAUAUAAUUUAGGAAAUAACGAAGAUUUAAUAGCUAAAAUGGAUGAUACAUUACUUGUUGUAAAUAAUAUUUUAGCUUCAAGAUUUAAAAAUAUGGCAAAAGAAGUAAAAAUAUUCAAUAAUGCAGAUACCAGUUGGAAAAGAUUAAUGAAGACUGCAAGAGAUUACCCGAAUGUAAAAAAAUGGGCUGAAGAUUAUCAAGCAAGAUAGUAUUUAAAUACUCUUAAAAAUAAUAAUAAAACUUUCGAAGUCAUUUAAAAAGCUUUAGAUGAAUUGUUAGAGAAAAAAAGAGAAGUAUUUUAAAGAUUUUUUUUCUUGUCUAAUGAUGAACUAUUGGAAAUUCUUUCUUAAGCAAAAAAUUUAAAGUCUGUUGUUUAAAAUCUCAGAAAAUGCUUUGAAAAUAUUGUUAAACUUGAUUUUGAUUAAUCUGAUUGUGUUUUAGCUAUGAUUUCUGCAGAAGGUGAAAGAGUGGCUUUGAAAAAUUAUUAAGCAAGAGGGGAAGAAGUUGAAGGAUGGUUUAAAGAUUUAGAGGAAUCUAUGAAAUAUUCAUUAAAAGCAGUUAUUAGAUCAGCCCUUAUUAAAUAUGAAGACGAUGAUACUCAAAGAUCUUAAUGGGUUUUAAAUUUCCCUUCCCAAGUGGUCCUUGUAUUAGAUGCAAUUUAUUGGACAAAAAUAACCGAAGAGAAUUAUUUAAGUCCAGAUGCUGAUGGAGAUUUAUUUGAUUGGUUAGAAGGAAAUAUAUCAUAAUUGGAGGAAUUAACAGAAUUGAUAAGAGGAGAUCUGACAGAUUUAUAAAGAAAAACAUUAUCUGCUUUGGCUGUAUAAGAUGUCCAUUAUCGAGAUAUAAUAGAAGAAUUAGCCUAAAUUGGUGUAGAAUCAAUGGAUGAGUUUAAGUGGUAGCAAUAACUUCGUUUGUAUAUAGAAGAUGAUUCUAUUUUCUGUAGAUAAGUAAAUGCUAAGCUUCCUUAUGGAUAUGAAUAUAUAGGCGCUUAGCCAAGGCUCGUAAUAACUCCUUUAACUGAUCGUUGCUGGAUGACUAUAACAGGAGCUUUAGGCAUAAAAUUAGGCGCUGCCCCUGCUGGACCAGCAGGAACAGGGAAAACAGAAAGUUGCAAAGAUUUAGCAAAAGCUCUAGGAAAAUAUUGUAUCGUGUUUAAUUGUUCGGAUUAAAUAAAUGUAAAAAUGAUGGAAAAAUUGUUUAUGGGAUUAUGUUACACAGGCUCUUGGACAUGUUUGGAUGAAUUCAAUAGAAUAGAUAUUGAAGUUCUUUCUGUUAUAGCUUAAUAAGUACUCACAAUAAGAGAAGCGCAUUUAAGAAUUUCGCAAUUAUAAUUAAAUGAUAGGUCUUUCAAUUUUUUUGGGAAAAAUAUAACUUUAGGAUUAACUGCCGAUAUGGGUAUCUUUACAACUAUGAACCCAGGUUAUGCUGGCAGAACUGAACUUCCAGAUAAUCUAAAAAUUCUGUUUAGACCAGUGGCUAUGAUGGUUCCAGAUUAUACACUUAUUGCUGAAAUUAUGUUAUUUGCAGAAGGAUUUUCUAACGCGAAAGAUUUAUCCAGAAAAAUGACUAAAUUAUAUUAAUUGAGUUCUGAAUAGUUAUCCUAAUAAGAUCAUUAUGAUUUUGGUAUGAGAGCUGUUAAGAGUGUCCUUGUAAUGGCUGGAGCACUCAAAAGGGCUGAACCAGAAAUAACUGAAGACAUUGUUUUGAUUAGAGCUAUGAGAGAUUCUAAUGUUCCUAAGUUUUUGAGUCAUGAUAUUCCUCUUUUUAAUGCUAUAGUUUAAGAUCUUUUCCCAGGAACGAAUAUUCCCGCUAUGUAAAAUGAAAGAUUGGAAGAAGCUAUUAGAUUAAGGAUUUAAUAUGAUUAACUUAAUCAAAUACCUACUUUUAUUGAAAAAGUCUUGUAAUUUCAUGAAACGCUUAAAGUUAGAUUCGGUGUUAUGGUUAUUGGACCUACCAUGGGAGGAAAAUCAAAAUGUAUUGAAAUUUUAAGAUAAGCUUAUAUGCAUUUGAAUGAAUAAAUUCGUUCAAACACACCUAACAAUAUUAAUACUCAUCCGGAUUUUUAAAACAUUUUAAUUAGUACCCUUAAUCCAAAAUCAAUUUCUAUGGAAGAACUUUAUGGAGAAUUUGAUCCGUUGUCAUAAGCAUGGAAUGAUGGCUUAGCAUCUACAAUAAUAAGAGAAUAUGUUAAUAUUGAAAAUUCAGAUAAAAAAUGGGUUGUUUUUGAUGGACCUGUAGAUGCUUUAUGGAUAGAAAAUAUGAAUAGUGUGUUAGAUGACUCAAUGACAUUAUGUUUAUCAAAUGGAGAACGUAUAAAAUUAAAACCAUAAAUGAAAAUGUUAUUCGAAGUUCAAGAUUUAGCUGUAGCCUCACCUGCUACAGUAUCACGUUGUGGAAUGGUUUAUAUUGAUUCCGAUGUCGUAGGGUAUGAAGCUACAGUAGACAGUUGUUUUUAAAAAGAAAUUUAUCCUUUAAUAAAACAAAAUGAACAAAACAAAGAAAAUUUAAAGCUUAAUUUUAAUAUGUACUUCAAAAAAACAUUAUCUUAUAUAAAAAAGAAGAAAUUUAAAUAUACCAUUUAAAUUGUAGAUACAAAUCUAGCAAUAUCAGUGUGUAGAAACAUAAAGCUUAUUUUAAGUUUGGAUCCUUAUAAAGAUCAUAUAAUGUAAGAGAAUGCAAAAAAAGCUAUUGAGAAGUUAAUAUUUUGGUCGAUUAUUUGGGGAAUAGGAGGUUGCAUAUCAAGCUCUAGUAUUAAAGAUUUCCAAAAUGGAUUAGUAGAAAUUUUUUCUACUGAUGUUAUUCCAAGAGGUUCUGUUUUUGAUUAUUAUUUCACUUUAUCGAAAUCUGAAGGAGAAUUUAUUUCUUGGUCAGAAAUUAUUCCAGAAUUUGAAUAUUUUGCAGAUUCUUCAUAUUUCUCGUUAGUAGUGCCUACUACAGAUACAGUUUGCUAUUCUUGGUUUUUAGAAAAGUCAAUUACCCUUCUCUAACCUGUAUUUAUUACAGGAAUGACUGGUACUGGAAAGACUAUCAUUAUUAAUAGCACUUUAAAUUAGAUGAAAGAAUAAAAUUUAAUCUCAACUUGUGAAAUGACUUUUUCGGCCAAAACUUCAGCUAAAGCUACAUAAGGUUAGAUUGAAAACAAAUUAUAAACCCAAAGAAAAAAUAAAAAAACUGUACUUAUGCCUCCUCCCGGAAGAAGUCUUGUUAUUUUUGUUGAUGAUAUUAAUAUGCCAAGUGUAGAAGUUUAUGGGGCUCAGCCUCCAAUUGAACUUUUAAGACAGUUCUAAGAUUACAAAGGAGUAUAUGAUCGUAAAAAUUUGUUUUGGAAAGAAAUUGAAUAGACUGUACUUAUUAUUGCUGCUGCACCGCCUGGGGGUGGUCGUAGUUCUUUAACUGAAAGAUUUACUAGACACUUCACAAUAAUGACCGUUCCAGAUAAUCAAACGGCCUCUUUAACUCAUAUAUUUAGUAGUAUAUUCAAAGGAUUUUUGUAAGUUAAAAAAUUCAAGAAAGAAAUAAUAGAAUUAGGAGAAAAUGAAGGAGUAGUAAACGCAACACUGAAUAUGUAUUAAUAUAUAUCAGAAUAGCUAUUACCUACGCCUUCAAAAUAACAUUAUAUAUUUAAUCUAAGAGAUGUAUCAAAAGUAUUUUAAGGAAUUCUUAAUGCAAAGCCGAAUAUAAUUGUUUCGGUAGAAAAUUUGGCUAAACUUUGGAUUCAUGAGUGUGCAAGAGUAUUCCAUGAUCGACUUAUAAAUGAAUAAGAUAGGUAAUGGUUUAUGGAAAAUGCAUGUAAGUAAGUCAUUAUGAAUUUCAAGUUAGAUUGGAAAAAAGAAUAAGUCUUCAACGGAGAAGUGCCUCUUAUUUUUAGUGAUUUUUUAAAAAAAGGUUUAGAUAGGGAAGAUCGUAAUUAUGAAGAAGUAAAGGACUUUUAAAAAUUAACAAAAAUAAUAGAAGAUUAUAUGUUAGAAGAUACAAAAAUUUCACUUGUUUUAUUUAGAGAUGCUGUUGAACAUAUGUCAAGAAUCGCAAGGGUACUUUCACUUUAAAGAGGACAUUUUAUGUUAGUAGGAGUUGGAGGUUCAGGUAAGAAAAGCGUUACAACAGUUGCAGCAGCAUUAGCAGGAUGUGAAUUAAUGAGUAUUGAACCUAAAAAAGUAUACGGGAAGAAAGAAUUUAAAGAAGACUUACUAAAAAUGAUGAAAAGAGCAGGUAUUUAAAAUCGUUAGGUUGUAUUUUUGUUUGCUGAUACAUAGAUUUUAUAAGAAGGGUUUUUAGAAGAUGUAAAUAAUCUUUUAAAUAGCGGAGAAGUUCCAAAUAUGUUAUUAAAGGAUGAAAUCGAAGAAAUAAAUAAUGCAUUAGCUUAGGAUGCAAAUGAGUUAAAAAGAAGUGAUACAUAUUAACUUUUUGUUGAAAGAGUAAGAAGUUAACUGCAUAUAGUUCUAGCAAUGUCUCCUAUAGGAAAUGCUUUAAGAGUAAGAAUGAGAAUGUUCCCUUCAAUUGUAAACUGCUGUACUAUUGAUUGGCUUAAUCCUUGGCCAGAGGAGGCACUUAAUACUGUUGCAGUAAUGUUUUUAGAAAAUCUAGAAGUUGAAGGAUUGACUAAAGAAAAGAAAAAAUAGCUUGCGAAAUGCUGUGUUUUUGUUCAUUAAAGUGUGGAAGAAGAAGCAUAAUUGUUCUUUAAAAAUUUAAGAAGGAGGGUUUAUAUUACACCCAAAAGUUAUAUUGAUUUGAUUGAAGGUUAUAAAGAAUUACUUAAAAAUAAAUAAGAAUCAUUAGAUACUUAGAAAAAUAAAUUAAGUAGUGGGCUCUAUAAAUUAAAAGAAGCGAAUGAUAUUAUUAAAGAACUUAAAGAAAAACUAACAGAAUUAUAACCUGUUUUACAAAAAAAAACCAUAGAAUAAGAUGAGCUUAUCAAAAAAUUGGAAAUUGAUAGUUUUGAGGCUAACAAAGUUAGAGUAGUUGUUAAAGAAGAAGAAGCUCAGGUAAACGAUAAGGCUUAAGAAAUAAGAGAAAUGAAAAAUGAAGCCGAUAAAGUUUUAUAAGCUGCUCUUCCUAUGCUCUAAGCAGCAAACGAAGCAUUAAAUAUUUUAGACAGGAAAGUUAUAUCAGAAAUAAAAGCAAAUAAUAAUCCAAAUGAAUUAGUUUUAUUUACAUUAUAAUGCGUUGCUUGUCUUUUUGAUGAAAAGCAAGAUUGGGAUGGUAUAAAGAAAUUAUUAGCAGAUCCUAAUUUAGUAUCAAAAAUGAAAAACUUAGAUGUCUAUAAUAUAACACCCAAAGUAGAAAAAAAUAUAAAAGCGAAAAUAGCUUCUAAUGAAAAUUUCAAUCCUACGAAAUUAGCGACUGUUUAGGCUGCUGCAAAGGCUAUAUGUGAAUGGGUUAUAGCUGUCGCUAAUUUUACAGAGGUAAAUAAAUUGAUUUAAGCAAAGAAAUCUGUAGUUGAUAAAAUGAACGUUGAAUUGGAUAAAGCAAAUAAAGAAUUAGCUAUAAAAUAAGGUGAACUAAUGAAAGUAGAAGAAAAAGUUGGCAAGUUAGAACGUGAAUAUAACGAAAAUAAAUAAGAAAAAGACCGUUUAGAUUAAGAUAUAUAAAAGACUGCUGAUAGAUUAGUUCGUGCAGAAGAAUUAACUGUUGGUUUAGCAGAUGAAUAAGUGCGUUGGAAAGAAACAGUAGAAUCAUUAGGGGGUUAAAUUAAGCUUUUAUUGGCAGAUGUUUUUGUUGCUUCAGCGUCAGUUACUUAUUAUGGGCCUUUUACAGGCACUUAUAGAGAAAAUCUGGUACAAAAAUGGCUUGAGAAAUGCUAAGCUGAAUAGAUUUAAACUUCUGAAAAUUAUUCUUUGGAUCAAGUUUUUGGAGAACCUGUAGAAAUUCGAAAUUGGAAUGCAAAAGGAUUACCUUCAGAUAGUGUUUCUGUAAACAAUGGAAUUCUAGUUCAUACAUGUAGAUCUUUCCCUCUUUUAAUUGAUCCAUAAUUAUAAGCUUCAAGAUGGAUAAAAAAUUUAUAAUAAUAAAAUAAUAUGUUUUGCUUAAAAAUGAAUGAUGAAAAACUAUUUUAAACUCUUGAAUAAUGUGUUAGAAUGGGUUAACCUUUAAUGAUUGAAGAUAUGGAAGAAACAUUAGAAGCUACAUUAGAACCUUUAUUAAUGAAACAAUUUACAUAUGUAAAUAGACGAAAAAUUUUAAAAAUAGGGGAUUCAGAUGUCGAAUAUGAUAAAAACUUCAAACUGUAUAUAUAAACAAAAAUUCCUAACCCAAAUUUCCUACCUGAAAUAUUCAUUCGCGUAACAGUAAUAAAUUUUACAGUAACUGAACUAGGUUUAGAAGAAUAAUUACUUGGAGAUGUAGUCAAAAAAGAAAUGCCAGAAGUUGAAUAAGUCAAAAAUGAACUUAUAAUAUCGAUAGCUGAAGGAAAAACAUAAUUAAAGAAAAAUGAAGAUAAAAUACUUGAAUUAUUAACAAGUUCAAAAGGAAUGAUAUUAGAUGAUGUAGAACUAAUAGAAAAUCUGAAGCUUUCAAAAAAAACAUCAGAGAUUGUAAAAGAAAAUAUCACAGAAGCAGAAGUUAAGAAAAUAGAAAUUGAUAUUGCGCGUUCUUAAUACAAAACAGUUGCUUAAAGAGGUUCAAUCCUAUAUUUUGUUAUUGCCGAUUUGGCUUUAAUAGAUCCUAUGUAUUAAUUUUCUUUGGCUUAUUUUAGCAGAUUAUUUAGCUUAAUAAUUGAAAAUUCUGAAAAAGCCAACGAUAUAAAUGUUAGAGUUGAUAUACUUAUAAAAACAAUUACUCAAACGAUUUUUUUGAAUGUUUGUAGAGGACUUUUUAAUGAUCAUAAAAGAAUUUUCUCCUUUAUGGUAAGCUCGACGAUAUAAAUUCGCUCAGGUAUUAUCUCUAAGUAAGAAUGGUAAGUUUUUUGCAGAGGUCCUCCUAUUCUUAAAGAUAAAUUACCACCUGCUCCUAAUAAUAUGAAUAUAUCAAAUAAGACUUGGAGUAAAGUUGUGGCUAUUUCGAGUUUAUAAGUUUUUUCAGUAUUAUUGCAGGCAUUUAAAGAUCAACCGAAAGAUUGGGAAACUUGGAUAUAAUCUAAUGAACCAUUUUUAUAAUAACUGCCUUCCAAAUUUAAAACUGAACUUACACCAUUUUAGAAACUACUGCUUGUAAGAAUUCUUAGGGAAGAAAAAACUCAAUAUACUAUGAGUUAUUAUGUAGAAUCUUCACUUGGUAAAAAGUUCUCUUCGAAUUCUGCUGCAGUUAUGGAAGAAGUUUAUAAAGAUACUGAUUAUAAAACUCCUUUAAUAUUUAUUCUUUCUUAAGGCGCUGAUCCUCUUUUGAAUUUAUUAAGAUUUUCAAAAGAUAUGAAAAUGCCAUAAGAUAAACUUUAAAUCAUUUCUUUAGGUUAAGGACAAGGUCCAAUUGCAUAAAAAGCUAUAGAAAUUGGUUUAAAAACAGGAGGUUGGGUAAUAUUAUAAAACUGUCAUUUGGGUAAAUCAUUUAUGUAAAAACUUGAAGAGUUAAUAGCUAAUAUAAUCUCUCCUCCCUAAAAUAAUGAAAAGCAAGAACAACAGUAAGAAUUUAAUUCGGAUUUUCGUUUAUUUUUAACAUCUAUGCCUUGUGAUUAUUUCCCUGUAAGUAUAUUACAAAACAGUAUAAAAUUAACAAACGAACCACCAAAAGGAAUAAAAUCAAACAUAUUCAAAACUUAUUCAGAAAUUUCAGAAGAAAGAUUUGAAUCAUGUAGCAAAAUAGGACAUUGGAAAAAGCUUUUGUUUUCUCUCUCUUUUUUCCAUGCAAUAGUAUAAGAAAGAAGAAAAUUUGGUCCUUUAGGUUGGAACAUUAGAUAUGAAUUUAAUGAUUCUGAUUUAGAUACUGCUACUACAAUUCUUAAAGAUAUGUUAGAAGCAAAUGAAGAAAUUCCUUGGGAUGCUUUAAGAUACGUUAUCGGAUAAAUCACUUAUGGAGGAAGAGUUACAGAUGAUUGGGAUAGAAGAACUUUAAUGUCAAUAUUAAAUAAUUAUGUAAAUGAAGAUGUUUUAAAAGAUAAAUUUAACUUUUCAGAAUCAGGAAUUUAUUAUUCACCAAAAAUGGGCGAUUUAUAAUAUUAUAGAAAUAUUAUAGAAAAUUUCCCUCUCUUUGAAUCUCCUGAAGUAUUUGGAAUGCAUGAAAAUGCAAAUAUUGCUUUCUAGCUAAAAGAGUCUAGAAUUGCAUUAGAUACAAUAGCAGGUAUUUAGCCACGUGAAAGUACAUCUAGUGGAGACGAAGGCGAAAAAUCCGCAGAUAAAUUAUUAGAAGAAAUGUGUAUUAUGUUCGAAGAAAAGCUACCUCCUUUACUAAAGAAAGACACGCCAAGUUUAGGUUUAAAAAAGAAUGAGCAAAUAGAUUCUUUAAUAGUUUGUUUAAAUUAAGAAUGUGAAAGAUUCAAUAAAUUACUAAAUGUUAUAAAGUUUUGUCUAUAGAACUUACAAAAAGCAAUAAAAGGUGAAGUUGUAAUGAGUGCAGAAUUAGACAAAGCUUCCCAAAGCCUAAUAAACAAUUAAGUCCCGGAUAUGUGGAAAGGCAAAUCUUAUCCUUCAUUGAAAAAUCUUUCAAGUUGGUUUGAUGAUUUGAUAAAAAGGACAGACUUUUUCAGAAACUGGCUUCUUGCAGAUAAUUAUCCUAAAACUUUUUGGUUGCCUGCAUUUUUCUUCCCUUAAGGUUUCUUAACUUCUAUUUUAUAAAAUUAUGCAAGAUAAAAUAAAAUUGCUAUUGAUUGUCUGAACUUUUAAUUUAAAUAUUCUAAAUACAUUGAAUCCGAAUAAAUCAUGGAUAAAUCAUAAAAUGGAGCUUUUAUUUACGGACUUUUUAUUGAAGGAUGUUAAUUUGAUGUUUCUAAAGGAUGUCUUGAAGAUAGUGCACCUGGUGUUAUGUAUACUUAAGUUCCUAUUAUUGAAUUUGUUCCUCAAGAAAAUUAUAAAUCGAAACAUGAAGAUUAUAAAAUGCCUGUUUAUAAGACUCUUCUUAGGGCUGGUACACUUUCUACUACUGGACAUUCUACUAACUUUAUUAUCGGUAUUGAUACACCUACCAAGAAAAAACCCGAAUAUUGGAUUUUGAAAGGUGCUGCUUUAGCUUGUGCAUUAAAUGAUUGA